AUGGUGAAGCUGAACCUAAGGGACCUAAUACGCAAACCGGCCAUGGCGGCCGCAAAGCAACCACCAGACCCUCCUUCCCAGCAGCCAUCGACCAUGAAAGAUAGAAUAGACUCUUCUCCCAGGAAAAGUCCCACUCACCAAUAUCAACACAUGGCCCCUUCUCCUCAACCAGAGUCCAUCAACCAAUAUCCAUGCAUCGACCCUUCUCUCCAACAACAUUCAGUUCCCCAAUAUCGAUAUCCAAACUCUACUCCACAACAAGAGCCAAUCCGCCAAUAUCAACACGCGCCAUUCUGCUGCACAAACCUAACCAACUUCAUGAGAAGCAACGUCGACGCCGAAGGGCACGACCUCAUUGACCACUUCGUUGGCAUCAUGAAGCAUAAUCCCAACGGCUUCUUCGCUCACGAUAGUCACUGGUGUCCUACCAUAUCAGUGAACGACAUUACCUCCGUGAUUACCGGCCCAACGGCAUUCAAAAACUUGAUUUCAUUAGAAAGAUGCUUCGUUGAUAUGAACUUCCAGCAACCAACACUCCAGAACAUUCAGCACUCGCGACCUACCGAUAAAUUCUUCGUGCCAACUUGGGGAACUACAUACUGUAACUCAGGAGCGUACCUCGAAGUCGAUUUACAGAAUGGAAACUGGACGAGCGUCGAUGUCAUCCGUCAAGCGCUUUCGCCAUACUACAACGACGAGCGACAGAUAUAUGAGCAAUACAGUUGCUCGGCACAUCCAGGAAUGAUGUACAGAGUCUGGCUAUGGGAGAUCUCAACUGCUAAAGUGAGUGAGGUACAAAUUUCAAUGGCAGGUGGUGGGCGAACAGUGUUUCCAGCGGGAUAUAGGUUUCCAUAUGGGUCUACCGAAGAGGAAAUUCUGAUGGCACAUAGGUUUGGAAUUACGGUUGAGCUUUGGAGGAGGUGGAGGGAUGGGAACCGUGGAAACGGUCAUGGAAAGGGUAAGGCGAAGUCGGUUUAUUCUAGCGGUUACAAACAGUGGUGA
This is a messenger RNA of Glarea lozoyensis ATCC 20868, 1002 nucleotides long. RefSeq lists its product as uncharacterized. The coding region runs from base 1 to 1002 and encodes 333 amino acids. Lineage: Eukaryota; Fungi; Ascomycota; Leotiomycetes; Helotiales; Helotiaceae. The record is from RefSeq and is a predicted model, not a curated record. The transcript is spliced from 2 exons.